Rubroshorea leprosula is the source of this 692-nucleotide messenger RNA. The record is from the annotation of a GenBank genome assembly. Lineage: Eukaryota; Viridiplantae; Streptophyta; Magnoliopsida; Malvales; Dipterocarpaceae.
ACUCUAUCCAUGCUUAUUUCUUGUUCAAAUCCCACAAAGACUGUGGUAGGCACAAGAUCAUUGGGGCUUGGCCUGGGUUCUGGUUCAGCAGCAAAUCUCUGCUCAUUUCUCAAAGAAGCAAGAGAUGGGUGGAAAGGGAAAAAUCUAUACAUUAGCUGAGGCCUCUCAGCACAACACCUCCAAAGACUGCUGGCUUGUAAUUCAUGGCAAGGUAUACAAUGUUACUAAAUUCUUGGAAGACCAUCCUGGUGGUGAUGAGGUCUUGUUAUCAUCUACAGGAAAGGAUGCAACUGAUGAUUUUGAGGAUGUUGGUCACAGUAGCACUGCGAAAGCAAUGAUGGACGAGUUUUUUGUAGGUGAGAUCGAUUCAUCAACUGUUCCCACCGAGACCAAGUACACACCUCCUAAGCAACCUCACUACGAACAAGACAAGACAUCUGAGUUUGUUAUCAAGCUCCUCCAAUUCCUAGUUCCCUUGCUAAUCUUGGGUUUGGCUGUUGGCAUUCACUUCUACACAAAAUCAGCUUAAGUAUCAAUACCGUGAGAAAUUUCAAGAAGGCAUUCACAAUAAGAUAGUAUUAGUUCUCAGCGUACCCCAUUUACUUAAAAUUGUAACCGUUCCCAUUGCUUUUGUUAAUGCCAGAUUGUUUUCCUGUCUCCUGGAUGUGCAUUGAUAAAAUAAUUACUUUCCG